AACCCCAUGAUGAGUGCUGCCCACCAAGAUGGACAGUUCCAACUCAACAUCUCUGGACCAGAACUCACUGACCUUUUCAAGACAAAUCUCUCCAGUGCAAUGCCCGAAUUCAUGAGAAAGUGUCUGCUGGAAUCAGGUUCUCCAGAGCUACGAGUGUGGAGUUCAUCUGUUCCCUAUUUAAACACCUCCACCUCUGGGACCACUGUGAGGGGGACGGCCUCAGGGCAGCUUCACUGUGGGACUCCAACACUCUUCUUUAAAACGGAUGUGGUCAUUGACGUCACAGCUUCCUAUGCUGAUAAGAAAGUCUUCCUGAGGGGUAACCAGUCAGAGGUCUCUGUAUUACAAGCUGAGCUGUCCCUACAAAAUCAAACGCUGCUGGAUGAGGAUCACAUCGAGUUCAUAAGAGAAGCCGUGAAGAAGAUAGGCAUCCCCAAAGUCCUGUCUGCUUUGGAGAUUGAGCUAACCAGGCUAUUGGACAAACAGGGGACCAACUUAUUUGACAUCUUCAACCCAGAGGUGCUUCCUCAGGACGGCUUUGUGGUGAUGCAAAUGGAUUUUGGUUUCCCUCAUCACCUCUUGACGGAUUUCCUUAAAAAGACUCUACAGUGAUUAUGCAACCCGUGAACAAUUUGAGCCCGAUUUGCACAAAGCGUUGCAUUUUGAUUUUGACCAUUUUGUUUAGAUAAAGUAAUACUUCCUUAGCUGUUUAUUAGAAUCAACUUAACAAAAGUGUAAACAAGCCUGUCACUAAUUGUGUCAUGACUACUGGUGAUCAUGAUGAGUGCAUGGCACUAAACUUGGAAAAGGAUAAUACAUUUGGAGGUGUUUAUAUUUUAUUGUGUAAAUUCACUCAUUCUAUUGUGUUUGUUUUCACAAAGAUAGCACAAACUAAGCAAAUGUAUAUUACAUGCAGUACUUUAUAUUACCAGAAAGUUGAAUUUAUUUUUUGGAAGGAGUUGAGAGCGCGUUUUAGCAGUCAAGGGCGGCUUUUUGUUAUUGUUUCCAAUGUGAACGAAGCCUUUUACAUGCUGCUGUGGCGUGACAAGCAGCUCAUGUUUUUCUACUCUCUGCUUAUCACUUUGAGUUGAAAACAUUCUGCAUAAAAAUAACUUAUUAAGUAUUUUUUAGUGAGGACUGUGGAUGGUUUUGCUUGAUACCUGUUGCUAUAUGGCUUCAACAACCCUAGUUACCAUCAUCCAAAAGGAAAAUGAGUGCGAUACUUUAGUUUUUGGGCAUGAUUUU
Pseudoliparis swirei is the source of this 1245-nucleotide messenger RNA. RefSeq names its product cholesteryl ester transfer protein-like. Gene Ontology annotation, biological process: triglyceride metabolic process; cholesterol homeostasis; reverse cholesterol transport. Lineage: Eukaryota; Metazoa; Chordata; Actinopteri; Perciformes; Liparidae. Bases 7 to 612 code for a protein of 201 amino acids. The record is from RefSeq and is a predicted model, not a curated record. Gene Ontology annotation, molecular function: cholesterol binding; phosphatidylcholine binding; triglyceride binding. The transcript has 8 exons. Gene Ontology annotation, cellular component: high-density lipoprotein particle.